AGUUUUCUUGUAAUUUCUCACUCCCUACACGUCCCUCCCUUGUUGCAUUCCUCCUCCUUAUCAUUGUUGGACGUGUCAGGGAGCGACUGUAGGGGAGUCCCACUGGCAUCGUCUCCAUCUGAGGCUGAGAGCAUGUUCUAAGCUUGCUUUCUCUACACCAGACGAGACAAAGAGCCGCUUCUGAGCUCCAGAGCCAGCGCCAACAUCGCUCUACAGGACAGUUGCUUUUCUGUGAUUGGAAUAAAUGGCCAUGAUGUCAGCAUUGAUCCUUCAUGCUUUUAUCCUCCUGCUCUUCACUCAAUUACACGGUGUGAGAGGGCAGCAGGCGUUCCGAACAGAGCCUCGUAACCUGACUGUACGGGCGGGGGCCACGGCUCUGCUGAAGUGUGAAGUGCUCAGGGCCUCAGGGGCCGUCCAGUGGGUAAAGGAUGGCCUGCUACUUGGGCCGCAGCGGUCACUGCCUGGCUACCCACGCUACAGCAUGACCGGUGACGAGAACAGAGGCCAAUACCAUCUCCAGAUUAUGGAUGUUCGCCUGGAAGACGACUCCCCCUACGAGUGCCAAGUGGGCCGCUCCAAAACUAGCCAGCCCAUCGUCUCCCGCACAGUGUGGCUCAAUGUGCAGAUUCCCCCUGCAGAGCCAUACAUUGAGCUGGACUCUGAGGAGCCCUGGGUGGAGGGAGAAGAGUACACAGUGACCUGCAUCGCCCCAGACGCAAAACCAGCUGCUGAUGUCAUUUUCUAUAAAGAUGGAGAGGAACUGACAGAUAUAGAGUCUUUCACCAUGUCAGGCUCUGAGGAUAAACUUCUCAACACUCACGCUGAAGUUAAGGUCAGGGCACAGCGUUUGGACAACGGCCGGCUCCUGCUGUGUCGAGUGAAGAAUCCAGCUAGUCCCCGGGCUCUGGAAACCAAAAUGGUCAUGAACAUAUACUUCCCACCGCAGGCUCCAGUGAUAGAGGGAUUGAGGAGCAGUGAGGUGAAAGCGGGUACCUUUCUGAGGCUCACCUGCCUGUCAUACGGAGGGAACCCUCUGGCUACUUUGCACUGGACCAAGAAUGGAGAGGUAUUGUCCACUAGCUGGGAGGUGGACACGGUCUCUCAGAAGGCCAGCAGUGUGUUGAAUAUGGAGGUGAAGCCGGAGGAUAAUGAAGCUGUUCUAUGCUGUGAGAGUGUCAACCUGGUGUCCAGAUCUCCUCUGUCCAUCACUCGCUCCCUCACCGUCCUCUUCGAACCUGCUAAAGUGACCCUGCUGGGCUCCGUUGAGGCUGUAGAGGGGAUGAAGGUGACCCUGUGCUGCCACACCUCCUCCAGCAACCCCCCUGUCCACAUCCGCUGGUGGCUCGGCUUCAAAGAGCUCAACAACGCCACCGUCACCAUCUCAGAGGGAGAGAAUGGAGGGAUGAUGACCAUGUCAAAUCUGACCCACACUGUGUCCAGGGAGGAAAAUGGACUUCCUUUCACCUGUGAGGCAUUUAAUAAAGGCACACGCUUCUCCAGCAUCCAAUCCAAAACUCUCAAUGUCUACUAUCCUCCUCAGAAGGUGUGGUUGGAUGCUCCUCCAGAAGGAACUUCUCUGCGCUCUGGGAUGACCGUGCGUCUUGUGUGUUUCUCCAGUGGAGGAAAUCCCGCAGGCCGUCUGACGUGGUUGAAGAAUGGUAAAGUGGUACAAGUCCCAUCAAAGCAUGUCCAGUCUGAGCGCGGUGUAUCGCGAGAGUUCCUCCUGACCCUCCAUCCCAGUGACAAUUUAGCCACCUAUCGCUGUGAUGCCACCAACGAGGCCAAACAAGUGCGGUCGGCUGAGACAAAACUGCAGGUCCAGUUUCCUGCAAUGAAUGUGAAGAUCGUGGUGAAACAGAAGGAGCUGCGUGCAGGACAGACGCUCAAUCUGGACUGUCUGGCUGGAAGCAGCAACCCUAAAGUCAAUAUCAGCUGGAGUCUGGGCUCCACCAGGCUGAAGGGAGUAGACCAGGCACCUAAGAAGGCGGAGUAUGGUGGUCUGUCCGUCAGCAGCAAACUGGCCCUGCACUUGGGCUCUCAUCACCACGGCAACAGGAUUACCUGUCAGGCCUUCAGUAGCCUCCUGUCUGAGGGAGUGAACACCUUCUACACCCUCAACAUCCUCUUCCCACCAGAGUUUGCAGAAGACCAGCCCAGAGAAGUCCAGAUCAUCGAGGACGACACGGCCACUCUGCCCGUCAUGGUGUCUGCCAAUCCGAACAAUGUUAGCUGCGAGUGGGUAUUCCAGGGCGAGAAGGUGGUUAAAGAGAGGGAUCAUCGGUACCACUUUCCUGAAGGCUGGACGCUGGAGAUCUGGAACGUGAGCAGACGUGAUGCGGGGAAUUACAGAGUGAAGUGCUCCAAUGCUGAGGGAAAGAACAGCACCAUCAUCAAACUGGACGUCCAAUAUGCUCCGAGUGUGAAGAUGAAGAAGGACCCAGUGUUCGUUAACGUUGGAGACACUGCAGAUUUGAUGUGCGAAGCUGAUGCCAACCCCAUCAACUCUGGCAUGUUCUCCUGGAAGUGGAUGGGUGAGGGGGAGGUGGAGGAGCUGGGUGAAGAGAGUGAAGAUGGUGCUACUGGCAUGUUGACUCUGUUUGAGGUGACCCGCGCUCAAGCAGGACCUUACCAGUGCACAGCUGAUAAUGACAUAGCACCCCCUGCCAGUGUGGUGGGACAGCUUAUCGUCCGCUUUGCACCAGAGUUGCAAAAGGGUGCGCAGUGGAAGAAGGUGGCCAGUAGAGGGGAUGGUACCACUGAUGUGGACAUUCUGUGCCAGGCAGAAGGCGUUCCACGUGUCACCUUCAGCUGGGCCAAGAAUAAUGUACCACUGGACUUCAACAACCCCAGGUAUAUCGAGCGGACGGUCAGGGAGGGGGCCAUCCACACCAGUACGCUGACUGUGGUUAAUGUGAGUGCAGCGCUGGACUAUGCCGUUUUCACCUGCACGGCCCGCAACAGCCAGGGGGAGGACAGUCUGGACAUACAACUACUCAGCACCAGUUACCCAGACCCCCCUUCAGAUCUGAAGCUGCUCAGUGUCUCUUCCAGUUCCGCCACUCUGGAGUGGAUGCCAGGCUUUGAUGGAGGCCUGAUCCAGAACUUCCGCGUCAGGUAUCGGUGGGCGGGGUCUGCCAGUUAUCUCUAUGUGGAUGCCUUUCCUCCAAGAGCCACUGUCUACACAGUCACCGGCCUGAACCCUUCCACCACCUACAACUUCUCCGUCAAUGCCAUUAACUCCAUGGGGGAAAGCAGCUAUGCCGACAAUGGGGCAGUACUGACCGUCACCACCUUGGAUCGCGAGCCCGUUCCCAGCGAGCCUCAGCCAGAAGUGCCGGACUCCUCCGAAGCCUCCGCUGUCCCAGUCUACGCCAUAGCCGUCCUGGUUGGAGGGCUCCUCCUGCUGCUCAACGCGUUAGGCUUCGUUCUGUUCGCCCGGCGGAAAAGGGGGCGGAGUCUGAAAGAGGGGGCAGGCGGCGCUUUGGAGGGAAAGAAGAGCGAGAGCGAGGGGUCAUCUGUGAGUAGCUCCAGCCGUUAUGCAAGCAGAGAGAGGAUCAACGCUUCUGCCCAGCGCACCCUGCUCAUCGACACCAGCUCCGAACCCGACAGCAGCAGCGGCGUAUACGAGAGCUACGGAGGGGAGAGCUAUCACUACUACUACCCCACUGAGGCCUACAGCCCUGCUUUAUACCCCCAUCCGGAGGCUCCUGAGGAACAGGGUAGCAGACCUGGUUUGAACCCUCUCAGCCAUGAGUAUGAGGAGGUCCGAGACUGGAGGCCGUAUGAAGACCUACUAGCACCCACUGUACCUCCUGUCACUGUCCAGGGAUUUGGUGUUGACCGACAAGCCAGGACACCACUUCCUGCUUACCAAGAAGCUGGACGGCGAGGUGCAGCCGAUUUGGACCCAACGAGUGCAGUUUACAAUUCUUUGGCUUACAGACGCAAAAAGGAUUCAGAUUUGCCAUUUGAACUGAGGGGGGAGCUGGUUUAAGAGUCAGCAAGAAUGCUAGAUACUUCAUUGAAUCGUCUGUAGCUGAUCCAGUUGGUGUGGAAUGCUUGAUUCACUGUAUGUUAUUUUUUAAGUAAUUUUGCAUUCAUCUUAAAUUUAUGGUUUUGACAGUUUUCAAACUUUAAAUGCUGGUUGAUAACAGAAUAACAUAUAUGGCAAGAUUGUCAAAGAUUUUGAUGAUAGAAGUAAUUAUUAUUGUGUACAUGGCAACAGGCUGUAGCAUUUUAUUUAGGGACUUUCAUAAGUAUUAAAUAAAAUUUUAAAAAACAAAAUAGCUUACGCUAGUAUGCUAGUGAUCACAAGAAAAUAUAAUGUGUUUUCUGAAGUAAACAACAUUGUGUAUGCAUAUGGAAAAAUAUGAUUAAGUUCAGUUAAAAUUAAUUAAACUGAUAUGUGGUGCAUACACUUGUAUAGCAAUGCAAUGCAUUUACUUCAUAAAACACCUGAUUUCAUCUUGUGAUUACUGGCAUCAAUCAUUUAUAAAUGUCAUGUAUCGACUUAUAAAUAUGUUACUCAAAGCUUAUGCAUGUGUUAUAAGGUCCCUUUGUAGGUAGUCUUAAAUCAAAUGUGUAAAAUAAUGCAAAAUUCUGUUAUCAUUGAUGUAUAAUAAGUUCUAAUCAUAGUAUUAUGACAUUUUAAUGAUAACACUUCAUAUUGUCAUUUUAUUUUAUUGCCAAUAUCUUAUUUCCAAAAAUCAAUUCUAAUUUUGACACUGUUUUGUAAACUGUUGAACAAACUGUUCCCCAAGUCUAAGCCUGGACGUACUCCCAAAGGUCUACACAAGGGGGCUCCAUGCGUACUUGGUUUCACGCCUCCAUGUGUUGACAAACAACAGUUUGUGUGGGUGAUUAUUAUUCUUUUUUUUUCUUCUUUUACAUUGUUGCUGUUGUUGUUUUGGGCCUCAGUGGUUUGGAAAUUGUUUCCCAGUUAGCUCAACAAACUAUUUUUGCCUGUGAUUAUCCCUUGCGUGGGUACGGUCUGCAGUCUUAUUGUUGUCUGAGGACGCUUGGCAUCCGUGACCUGGGAGGAAAAGCUCUGAUGUAAGAACUGUGUCGAAGGUAAGGACCCCUCAGCAAAAGCAUAUGGUUCUUAGAAGUAAACAAUGCAGACAUUAUUGGCUCUUUUCACACAGACUCUUUUUAGGUGUCCAUGACAAAAUGAUUGCGCAAUGUUCUGAAGGAGGAUUAAACAUCUCUCGAGGGUGAUGCAUGAUUGAAAACAAUUUGGAAAAUUGUCUGUGUCCAGUGCUUGAGGCUGGUUUAAAGUACACACAGAGUAACGUAUGGCUACAAACAGAUGUCAGUGUUUUAGAUGUAUGUCUAGCCA
This is a messenger RNA of Colossoma macropomum (tambaqui), 5338 nucleotides long. RefSeq names its product NPHS1 adhesion molecule, nephrin (gene nphs1). Gene Ontology annotation, molecular function: cell adhesion molecule binding. The transcript has 30 exons. The record is from RefSeq and is a predicted model, not a curated record. Bases 245 to 3994 code for a protein of 1249 amino acids. Gene Ontology annotation, cellular component: cell-cell junction. Gene Ontology annotation, biological process: cell-cell adhesion. NCBI's taxonomy places the organism in Eukaryota, Metazoa, Chordata, Actinopteri, Characiformes, Serrasalmidae.